This is a messenger RNA of Musa acuminata subsp. malaccensis (wild Malaysian banana), 2876 nucleotides long. Its product is annotated as elongation factor 2. The record is from RefSeq and is a predicted model, not a curated record. Gene Ontology annotation, biological process: translational elongation. Gene Ontology annotation, molecular function: GTPase activity; ribosome binding; GTP binding. Gene Ontology annotation, cellular component: ribonucleoprotein complex; cytosol. NCBI's taxonomy places the organism in Eukaryota, Viridiplantae, Streptophyta, Magnoliopsida, Zingiberales, Musaceae.
UCUUUUUCUAUAUAAAUGGAGAGAGGAUUAGGGUUUCAGGAGCAUCGCUUGCCGCCGUGCUUCUCUCAUCCGGAGGUCCGAACCAGAAUAGUUAUUGCCUGAUCUUUAAGAGCAGUCAGGAUGGUGAAGUUCACGGCGGAAGAGCUCCGCAAGAUUAUGGACCUGAAGCAUAACAUCCGAAAUAUGUCUGUCAUUGCACAUGUGGAUCAUGGGAAGUCUACUCUGACAGAUUCUCUAGUGGCAGCUGCUGGCAUUAUUGCACAGGAAGUUGCAGGAGAUGUUAGGAUGACAGACACCCGACAAGAUGAAGCCGAACGUGGUAUCACUAUUAAAUCCACUGGGAUUUCCCUUUAUUAUGAGAUGACUGAUGAAUCUUUGAAGAACUACAAAGGUGAAAGGGUUGGGAAUGAAUACCUAAUUAAUCUGAUUGACUCACCUGGGCAUGUGGAUUUUUCGUCUGAGGUCACAGCUGCUUUACGUAUUACUGAUGGUGCUUUGGUUGUUGUUGACUGUGUUGAGGGUGUAUGUGUGCAGACCGAAACAGUCCUUCGACAAGCCUUGGGAGAAAGAAUCAGGCCUGUCUUGACUGUUAAUAAGAUGGACCGCUGCUUUCUGGAGCUUCAAGUUGAUGGAGAAGAGGCAUAUCAGACUUUUCAGAGAGUCAUUGAGAAUGCAAAUGUGAUCAUGGCUACUUAUGAGGAUGUCCUUCUUGGAGAUGUUCAAGUUUACCCAGAGAAAGGAACUGUUGCCUUUUCUGCUGGUUUGCAUGGUUGGGCUUUCACAUUGACCAACUUUGCUAAGAUGUAUGCUGCUAAAUUUGGAGUUGAUGAGGCAAAGAUGAUGGAGAGGCUGUGGGGUGAGAAUUACUUCGACCCUGCUACAAAGAAAUGGACUACCAAGAGUACUGGUUCGCCAACUUGCAAACGUGGCUUUGUCCAGUUUUGUUAUGAACCAAUAAGGCAAAUCAUAAGCACAUGUAUGAAUGACCAAAAGGACAAGUUGUGGCCCAUGCUCCAGAAACUUGGUGUGACCAUGAAAUCUGAUGAGAAGGACCUGAUUGGGAAAGCUUUGAUGAAAAGGGUUAUGCAGACUUGGUUGCCUGCUAGCAGUGCCCUUCUUGAGAUGAUGAUCUUCCACCUUCCAUCUCCUGCCAAGGCACAGAGGUAUCGUGUGGAGAACCUGUAUGAAGGUCCUCUUGAUGAUAUUUAUGCAAAUGCCAUUAGAAAUUGUGAUCCAGAGGGCCCCCUUAUGUUGUACGUGUCAAAAAUGAUUCCAGCUUCUGACAAGGGUAGGUUUUUUGCAUUUGGUCGAGUUUUCUCUGGUAAGGUUUCCACAGGUUUGAAGGUUCGAAUUAUGGGGCCAAACUAUGUCCCUGGCCAAAAGAAGGAUUUGUAUGUCAAGAGUGUGCAGAGAACUGUUAUUUGGAUGGGUAAGAAACAAGAGUCUGUGGAGGAUGUGCCUUGUGGAAAUACGGUUGCUAUGGUUGGUUUAGACCAGUUUAUUACCAAGAAUGCAACCUUAACUAAUGAGAAGGAAACAGAUGCCCAUCCUAUUAGAGCAAUGAAGUUUUCAGUGUCUCCUGUUGUUCGUGUCGCUGUGCAAUGCAAGGUUGCUUCUGAUCUUCCAAAACUUGUAGAAGGCUUGAAACGAUUAGCAAAAUCAGAUCCCAUGGUGGUGUGUACAAUAGAGGAAUCUGGUGAGCACAUUGUUGCUGGUGCAGGUGAACUACACCUUGAAAUAUGCUUGAAAGAUUUGCAGGAAGAUUUCAUGGGAGGAGCAGAGAUUAUAGUCUCUGAUCCUGUGGUUUCUUUCCGUGAAACUGUGUUGGAGAAAUCAUGUAGGACUGUCAUGAGUAAGUCUCCAAACAAGCAUAAUAGGCUUUACAUGGAAGCACGGCCCAUGGAAGAAGGACUUGCUGAGGCGAUUGAUGACGGACGCAUUGGCCCAAGGGAUGAUCCCAAAGCUCGUUCCAAGAUUCUCUCUGAAGAGUUUGGGUGGGACAAGGAUCUUGCCAAGAAGAUCUGGUGCUUUGGGCCCGAGACGACCGGUCCAAACAUGGUGGUUGAUAUGUGCAAGGGAGUUCAGUAUCUUAAUGAGAUCAAGGAUUCUGUUGUGGCUGGUUUCCAGUGGGCUUCAAAGGAAGGAGCAGUGGCUGAGGAAAACAUGCGUGCUAUAUGUUUUGAGGUGUGUGAUGUUGUCCUGCAUGCUGAUGCUAUUCACAGAGGUGGUGGACAGAUUAUUCCAACAGCCAGGAGGGCCAUAUAUGCAGCUCAAUUGACAGCUAAGCCAAGACUCCUUGAACCAGUGUACUUGGUCGAGAUCCAGGCUCCAGAGCAGGCACUGGGUGGCAUCUAUGGUGUCCUCAACCAGAAGAGAGGCCAUGUCUUUGAGGAGAUGCAGAGGCCAGGAACUCCCCUGUACAACAUCAAGGCAUAUCUUCCAGUUAUCGAGUCUUUUGGAUUCUCAAGCACUCUGAGGGCGGCAACAUCGGGGCAGGCAUUCCCUCAGUGUGUUUUUGAUCACUGGGACAUGAUGUCGUCUGACCCGUUGGAGCCAGGUUCUCAGGCAGGGCAGCUUGUGAGUGAUAUCAGAAAGCGCAAGGGCCUCAAGGAACAGAUGACCCCUCUCUCUGAAUUUGAAGACAAGCUUUAAGGUGUCCUAGUAUUAAGAAAAUGUCAGGUUGCUCUUUGUUGUUGCAUCAGUUGCCUUGGGACCUCUCUGCAGGACUUUCCAGCCUGCAUCCCAUUUUUCUUGUGGUUACUUUAGAACUUUUUAUCUAUUUAAAGUCUUGCACUUAUGUUUUUUAGAUGCUUAACAUAUUGUCACGUUUGUGCUUUUUAAGACAUUGUUUGCAAUAAAUAUUUAGGUUGAGUUUU